UUUCGAAAAAUUAAUUUUAUAUAAUGGAAUAUAUUUUGUGGAAUCGAAAAGAAUUUGACAUUAUUUAUAAUUGUACAGGAAUUAAUGUAGAUGAUGUCCCUAUUGAAAAAAGAAGAUAUCCAAUAACUGCAAUUAUUUGUAUAAUACUUGGAUUUAUAUAUUAUGUAGAUUUUUUGAAUUAA
Messenger RNA from Meloidogyne enterolobii, 182 nucleotides. The record is from the annotation of a GenBank genome assembly. NCBI's taxonomy places the organism in Eukaryota, Metazoa, Nematoda, Chromadorea, Rhabditida, Meloidogynidae.